AAGAGAAGGAGAAGAAGGAAAACUGAUGAUUAGUUGAUUGAUUGAUCGAUAACACCAGACCAAAGAUAUAAAAUACAUACCAGCAUGAUUUCUUCAUUAAGAAAGACUGUGUCAUUAGGCAAAAGUAUGAGGCUGGGGGACUGGAGAAGAAUGAACAGUUCAACUGUUAAAUAUGAGGUGGUUCUCAAGGAAGAGUUGAUUCAGGAUAAAACAGAGAAUAUUCUAGACCAAAUAUUUUUGAAAGCAGCUUCAGAACUACAAAACAAGGAUGAAAUAGAUUGGGAAAGUUCAAUGGAUAUAAUUAAAAGAACAGAACAGGUUCUUCCUGAAACUAAACAAACUGAAGAAGAUUUGGUGAAAAUAAGGGCUUCCCGGCCAAUAGCCUCCUUAGCCUCUAUAGUCAAUGAAUCAGCAACACUGCAGCGUCUGGUAGAUCUAGGAGUUAACCUCCACAAGUGGGAGGUCAGAGGUCACAUGGGAAUGGCCGUUAAACUUGAUUUCACAGAACACGUGGCUCCUAAAAUACGUUUUUUAGCAGACCUUGGAGUUCACCAUCAUAAGAUUGGAAUUGUGUUGUCAAGCUGUCCAGAAAUUCUGGAAACCCCUAAAGAGGAUCUUGUGGCUCGGGUUGCAUAUCUGGCGUCCAAGAAGUUUUCCAAAACAGAUAUUGCAGUUUUAAUUGCGAAUUGCCCUACCUGGCUUAAAUUCUCAGUAAAGGGUAUUGAUGGACGUUUAGGAUUCCUUCAGAAAACCUUUAAGCUCACUGGGGACCAGGUGCGUGAGGUUGCAAUCCGUUGUCCCAGACUAGUGUUAUGGAACAAUCUAUUGAAGGGUGUUCGAGAGAAGAUGUUUGCAUUCUAUGAAGAAAUGGGAUUCUCCAAGCAAGAGAUUAAAAGCAUCCUACUCCAGGACCCGGGCAGUUUCAUGAUUAAGUCUAAUCCUGCACUUCUAGACCAAUUCGAUCUGUUGCAUAACCAGAUUGGGAUUCCUCAUAGUAUACUGGUUAAGUUCCCAUCUGUUCUUAGAAGAUCUGUGUAUACAAGUGAAGGAAGGCAUAAAUUUCUGACCCAUCUACAUAAAGCCCAGUACAACCCAAAUCUUCCUGGUUAUGUUUCUCCAGCCAUGCUUGCAGAGGGUACAGAUGAGGAGUUCUGUGAAAAAGUAGCAAAAUGUGAUCUUCUUCUAUUCCAAAAAUUUCUUAGGACUAUUUAAAUGUCUGUCCAUUUUACAGA
Eurytemora carolleeae is the source of this 1232-nucleotide messenger RNA. RefSeq names its product transcription termination factor 3, mitochondrial (gene mTerf3). Lineage: Eukaryota; Metazoa; Arthropoda; Copepoda; Calanoida; Temoridae. The coding region runs from base 85 to 1212 and encodes 375 amino acids. Gene Ontology annotation, molecular function: double-stranded DNA binding. The record is from RefSeq and is a predicted model, not a curated record. Gene Ontology annotation, cellular component: mitochondrion. Gene Ontology annotation, biological process: regulation of DNA-templated transcription; mitochondrial ribosome assembly. The transcript is spliced from 14 exons.